AUGCUGCUGUGGCGGCGUCUGGCGGGGCUGGGGAGCGGCCGCGCCCCGCGGCGGCUCCGGACGGCACCGGGGCAGGCACAGACACAGCCACAGGCAGAGGGACCGGGACCGGGGCGAACCGGCGAUGGCGACGGCGCCCUGCGGCCGCUCUACAUGGACGUGCAGGCCACCACCCCGCUGGAUCCCAGAGUCCUGGACAGCAUGCUCCCAUACCUGACAGCCUACUAUGGCAACCCCCACUCCAGGACCCACGCCUAUGGCUGGGAGAGCGAGGCUGCCAUGGAGAAGGCGAGGAGGGUGAGUCUUCAUCUUCACAGUCAUGGUUUUCCUGCUGGCAAGGGCAUUCAAUGUCAAAAGAACAUCAGAAACAAUGAAGGAAAAAAGCCUGUUCUCU
Molecule: messenger RNA, 394 nt
Organism: Lepidothrix coronata (blue-crowned manakin)
Lineage: Eukaryota; Metazoa; Chordata; Aves; Passeriformes; Pipridae
Product: cysteine desulfurase, mitochondrial-like
Exons: 3
Biological process (GO): iron-sulfur cluster assembly
Cellular component (GO): cytosol; nucleus; mitochondrion
Molecular function (GO): cysteine desulfurase activity
Source: RefSeq, a predicted model, not a curated record